Adineta steineri is the source of this 2763-nucleotide messenger RNA. Lineage: Eukaryota; Metazoa; Rotifera; Eurotatoria; Adinetida; Adinetidae. The record is from the annotation of a GenBank genome assembly.
AUGGAAACACUUCUAACCAAUUUAUCAUCGGAAUAUGAUGAUACAGAUCUUAAUGUAAAUGAUAAUAAUAAUAAUAAUCAUCAUCAUCAAAUAAAUAAUAUUCCACUUGUUGUUGACAAUCCAAUAAUACCAACAACAGAAAUAUUGGUUAGAAAAGAUUCAAUUGUCAUUCCAUCUAUUUCAAAUAGUUCAAUAUCAAGUAUUAUUCGAAUUGAAAAUAAUAAUAAUACAUUAUUACCUGUUUGUACUUCCAAUAGUUUUGGUGAUCUUAGUUCAACUCCAUUACUUUUAUUGGAUAAUCCAUUAUCAGAUUCACCAACACCUGCAAUACCUAAUCAACAAAAUGAACCAAAAUUAACUACAACAACAUUUAUUCAAUGUCGAUCAUUUCCAUCAAGUAGUUCAUCAUCAUCAACAAAAUCUUCAACAUCAAGUCAUUCACAACAGACUCCAAUUGCACAUGAACCUUUAAAAAAUGAACCUGAAGAUGAAUUUAUACCUCCAGUUUCUUUACCAGUGCAAAAAAAAGCACCUGCACCACCGCCACCUCCGCCUCCGCCUCCACCACCUCCGCCAGUAAUAGUACCACCAUCGGUUGGAUCUUUACCAUCAAAACGUACAGUAUCUCAAUCAGCAGGUGAAAGUAUUUAUUAUUCUGAAGAAGAUAAAUAUUCAUCUGGUCAACAUCAAUCUCGUCGAUCAUUAAAUCGACAAAAUCAUCAACGUCAUGGAAGUGCAGAGAUCUUAAGUCGUCAAAUAAAUCAUGAAUAUAUGAAUCGUUCAUCAACAGCAAACUCAUCAUUUUAUCCAUCAGAUAAUUAUCUUCAUAAUCAAAUGAAUUAUUAUGAUUAUGAUCAAAAUAAUUCAUAUGUUCAACAAAUAGUACAUGAACUAAAAGUAACAAAAGAACAAUUAAAUGCAACAAUGAAAAGUAUUAAAACAUUUUGGAGCCCAGAAUUAAAAAAAGAACGUGCUUUAAGAAAAGAUGAAUCAUGUAGAUAUCAAUUAUUAAUUAAUGAACAUCAAAAACGUACUAAACAAGAUACACAUAUACAAACUCUCGAACAUCAAUUAAAACAAAUGCGUGAUGAACUCGAAAAAUCUCGUCAUAAUAAUCAACGUUAUGAAUUAACACCAGUUCCAUCAACAUAUUCCAUUCCAGAACAACAACAACAACAACAACAACAACCGUCCAUUGAUACCAAUGCAAUUUUACAAAAACAAUAUCAGGAUACAAAAGAUAAAUUAGAACAACGUAUUAAUGAUUUACAUGUAAAAGAUAAUGAAUGUGUUACACUUAAAGCUAAAGUUGAUACUUAUGAAAGUAAAGAAAAAGAUUUACAACAUUAUAUUAGUAUACUUAAAGAAUCAAUAUUAAUUAAAGAUCAACAAGUUAAUAUGAUACAAUCAGAGAUAAAUGAUCUUCGUACAAGACUUAAAGAAAAAGAUUCAAUAAUUGAAAAGAAAAAUUCUAAAAUUCAAUCAACACGUAUUGAAAGACAACAACGUGAAUGUGAUUUACAAGAAUCAAAACAACAAUUAGAUAUUCGUGAUAGAAAAAUUAAUGUACUUAAUAGAAAAAUUGAAAAUCUCGAAGAACAAAUACGUGAUAAAUCAACACAAAUAACAUUAGCACGAGCUAAAUUAACAGCUGCAGCAACAACCGCUGCAUCAAUGAAUAUGCAACAACAAACAUCAGUUACGAAUAAUACGAUUGUUACGAAUCUUGAAGCAACAAUUGCUGAAAAAGAACGUUUAAUUGAAAAAUUACGAGAACAAAAACAUACAUUAGAUAUUGAACAUCAAGAAGAAAUUGAACAACUACAAAAAACUUUAAAUGAAACACGAUUAAAACUUGAACAAAAAGAAAAAGAUUAUUAUGAAGGACAAAAUCAUAUUAUUGAAUUAAAAGAACAAAUUAAUAAUGCAAAAUCAUUAUUACAACGUCGUGAAACACAUAUUCAAAGUCUUGAACAACAGAUAACAAAUUUUAAGAAAAUAAAAACUGAUUCAGGUAGUGAUACAAGUAAAUUAGAAUAUGAAAAUCGUACAUUACAAGAUCGUUUAUCAUGUUAUGAACUUGAACGUACAGAAAUGAAACGAGAAAUAGAAUGGAUGCAACAAGAACUUGAACAACAAAAAUCUUCACCAUUAACAAUUACAAAUGAUUCAAAUGAACAAGAACAACAACAACAAUUUGAAUUAGCAAUAAAUAAAAAACAACAACGUAUUGAAGAACUUGAACAAGCUGUACGAGAAAGUUUACAAAUAACAACUGAAAGAGAAUAUGCAAUGACACAACAAAAACGAAAAGUUGAAAAUUUAGAAAAACAGAUAAAAACACUUCAGAAUGAAAUUGAACAUUUACGUACUGAAAAUAAUGAACAAACUCAGAUAACUUCACAAUUACAAAUUGAAUUGAAUGAACGUAAACGUCAAUAUGAACAAAGACUUGAAGAACAGAUAAAACAUCUUGAUGAUGCUUUUAUUUCACAACAAGAAAAAAUCUUAGGUGAAUUAAGUGAAAAAGAUUCUCAUAUAGCCGAUUUAGAAAUGAAUCGUAGUACUGCUGGUGCAUCGAAUCGUGCAAAUACCAUUGAAAAAUUAAAUACAGAAAAACAUCAAUUACAUAAUCAACUUAAAGAACUCACGGAAAUUCGAAUGAAAAUAAUUCAAGGACAUAUGGCAUCUAAACAAGAAUAUGAACAACGAGAAAAAUCAGUACCAUUUUCACCGGUCAAUGUUAAUGGUAAUACUUCUUAA